Molecule: messenger RNA, 1579 nt
Organism: Tauraco erythrolophus (red-crested turaco)
Lineage: Eukaryota; Metazoa; Chordata; Aves; Musophagiformes; Musophagidae
Gene: TMOD1
Product: tropomodulin 1
Biological process (GO): pointed-end actin filament capping; myofibril assembly; actin filament organization
Cellular component (GO): myofibril; cytoskeleton; striated muscle thin filament
Molecular function (GO): tropomyosin binding
Source: RefSeq, a predicted model, not a curated record
GGGCUGCAGUGUCAAGUUUCAUAUAUUCAGUGUUAACGCUUUUUUUGGCUUGUUUCAGGUCCUGUUUUGGCAUAACAGUGAGAUUCACGAGACUCCGCCAAGAUGUCUUACAGAAAAGAGCUAGAAAAAUACCGAGACCUGGAUGAAGACAAGAUCCUUGGUGCUCUGACGGAGGAGGAGCUCAGGAAGUUAGAGAAUGAACUGGAAGAGCUGGAUCCUGAUAAUGCGUUGCUGCCGGCUGGGCUCAGGCAGCGGGAUCAGACACAGAAACCACCAACUGGCCCAUUCAAAAGGGAGGAACUCAUGGCCCACCUAGAAAAGCAGGCGAAGGACGUUAAGGACAGAGAAGACUUGGUUCCUUUCACUGGUGAAAAGAGAGGAAAAGCUUGGAUCCCCAAGCAGAAGCCGAUGGAUCCUGUUUUGGAAAGUGUGACACUGGAGCCGGAACUGGAGGAAGCCCUUGCUAACGCCUCUGAUGCGGAGCUCUGUGACAUUGCUGCCAUCCUUGGCAUGCACACCUUGAUGAGUAACCAGCAGUACUAUGAGGCACUGGGGAGCAGCACCAUCGUUAACAAAGAAGGGCUCAACAGUGUGAUUAAGCCCACAAAGUACAAACCAGUUCCUGAUGAGGAACCAAACUCUACGGAUGUGGAGGAAACUCUGAAACGAAUACAAAGCAAUGAUCCUGACCUUGAGGAAGUCAACCUUAACAAUAUUAUGAAUAUUCCCAUACCAACUUUAAAAGCUUUCGCGGAAGCGCUGAAAAAUAACACCUAUGUGAAGAAGUUCAGUAUAGUUGGGACACGGAGCAAUGAUCCUGUUGCUUUCGCACUGGCAGAAAUGCUGAAGGUCAACAACACGCUGAAGAGCCUGAAUGUGGAAUCAAACUUCAUUUCUGGGUUGGGGAUCCUGGCUGUUGUCGAAGCACUCCAGGGCAACACAUCACUCAUAGAGCUGCGCAUCGACAACCAGAGCCAGCCCUUGGGCAACAAAGUAGAAAUGGAAAUUGCAGACAUGUUGGAAAAAAACACCUCCCUGCUGAAGUUCGGGUACCACUUCACUCAGCAAGGUCCGCGGCUCCGCGCCUCCAAUGCCAUGAUGAAUAACAACGACCUAGUGAGGAAGAGAAGACUUGCAGAGUUGAAUGGGCCUUUUUUUCCCAAGUGCAGAACUGGAGUGUAGUUCCUGCCUAUGGAGGUCAUUCCCGGUGAUCUGUCCUGCACUGUGGAAAUCUAAAGGCGAUAAGUGCCUUGACAGAGUAUUUGUGGUGCCUCGGUUCUGUUUUAUGCACUAACAGUUUAAAUUAACUAGUGGCUGUAGUUGAAGAUUUUAUCCAGUAGGACUGUUGAUGUUUUCUGUAGAAUUGGAAACUAUUCAAGCCAGUAACGACCUGCCAAUUUUAGGCAAUCUCAGUUUAGAGCACAUCCCAGUGUAAAAGUGACUCUUAAUUAACACUGGGAACUGAUUUUUCCAUAAACUUCCUGUGUAGUGUAUCAUGCAGUUAGGAUGUGGUAUGCAUGAGUGAAAGAUACAACUGUUCCACACAAAUUAGAGAAGUAUUAAAAAAAUACUUUAUUUU